Messenger RNA from Diatraea saccharalis (sugarcane borer), 1796 nucleotides. NCBI's taxonomy places the organism in Eukaryota, Metazoa, Arthropoda, Insecta, Lepidoptera, Crambidae. The record is from the annotation of a GenBank genome assembly.
ACAAAUACGAAAAAGUACAAAUAGAAUAUGAAAUGUUUAUUGAGUUUUGAAAACUAAUUUACUUUUAAACAUGAAAGAAAACCGGAAGGGUUGUCAUGGAGAAAUCAAGAACGUACCGUAGCGACAUCUAGUUUGAUUUCGGAAACUAAUAUUAUUUUAAAUACUUCCUCAUUAGAAGGUUACUUUAAAAAUAAUAUGUUAAAAAAAUAUAUAUCAAAGACUUUUAUAGUUCAACGCGUAAAUAUUGAAUUAAAAUUUAAUCGUAAUUGUGUACUUUUUUACUUUAUGACGAAACAAUAUUUUUCCGUAGCAGAUGAAACGGAACGUAGCAAAUAUCCAAAUCGCAAGAAGAUAGUUAGCAUAGUACUAUUUACAAAUAAUUAUUAACCUAGCAACUUUUAUCGUGUCUAUAUUAUAGGAUUUAACUUCCUGAUAUGAAAUAAUUAAAAAAUUAGCUACAUUUUGAGACAUAUCACAUCACUAGACACGUUAGUAAAUUUUUAGGUCAAAAUUGUACACAAUUUUUUACGCCAUUACGUAUCGAUUCGUACCCUGUGAAUUUAAAUGAGGGAGUAUUUAAAAAAUAAAGAUUGGUUCUUGAAAUCAAUUUUUUUUUUUUAUAUUGUUAAUAAUAUUUUUUGUUUAUAUUCUUUUCGUGUUUCUUAUAAUAAAUAUAUAACUUUCAAAUUACCUAAUGUUUAUUUAUUUGAAUCGUAAAUAAUCGUAAUACGAAUGUAAAUAUCGAAUUAUACAAAUUUGCCUAAGCAGAUUAGUAUAAUUCCAAAUAAAUAUAUACGCAAACGCCUAACCUAAGGCGCCGCAUAGCGAAUAUCAUAACUUUAGUUAGACUCGAGUGAUAUUUUUUUCACUCGAGUACGAAUUUGAAUAAUUCAUUUGUGUGACUCGAAUAACAAUAGGACUCGAGUCGUGUCACUAAUUUCAAUACUAACUAAACAUCUCCAUACUACUAAUCCUUAAUCUGUGAACAUCUCUAAGACGAUUUUUAUGUGUAGAGUUUUUUGGGUGAAAAAAAAGAGAUUUAUAUUUAACUAAUUAAGUCGAAAGAGUACAUAUAUUGAACUGUAUGAUUGUUUGCAAAGAAAGAAGUACAAUACAAAAAUAAUCUAUAAAAUAACUGCAGUAAUUAAAAAACCGUGCAAUGUCAAAAAGCCGUUAAUAUCUCAGACCAUUGAAUUACCAGUAACGACAGAACUGUGUUAAACAAAUAAUAAUGACUUCUGAGAAAAAUGCCCAAAUUGGGCAGGCACGAGAAGCAUUCCAGAUGAUGUACCAAAUUUCACAACUGCUUUGCACUGGCUUGGAUACAGAGACGUUGACUAUUUGUAUACGGCUGUGCGAGCUUGGUGUCGACCCAGAAGUCUUAGCGCACGUCAUAAAGGAAAUCAGAAAAAUUGGAGAUAAUGCCACACAGAGUCGUCCUGCUAAUCUACAGCCAUGAAUGUUAAAGCAACAACAGUAUUAUUAUUAACUAAAAUAUUUUAAAAUACAAUCAAGUGUUUUAUGAUUGCCAUUUCAUGUAGACUGUCAUUUCAAUUAAUCAACAGAAUAGUACUUAUUCUUUGGCACCAUUCUCUAAAUUAAAAGUUUAGAUUUGAUUUCAUAUUAUUUGGGAGUCUACAUUGUAAUCAAAGAAAUUUUCUGUGCAUUAGUGAAUCAAUUGUUUCCCAGUUUCAUUUGCAUCAUAUGUAUUUUGAAAACCUCUGCUGGUGAUUUAGCUAGACUUUCCAAAGUAUGAUAUUGGACUAGUACAUUCCAUAUUUACUUCCAGAUGUCAA